AUGCUGUUGGGUACAUAUGCCCGUUGGGCGGUUAUCCUUUUAGGAAGAAUAAAUUAUUUAAAUACAGGUAUAGACUGGACACGCGCUGUAUUGGGAACAUACCUUGCAGCUGGAGCCCACACCCUAUCCGAAAUUCCUGGUGAAAGAGCUCUUUCAAAUACAUGCUUUGCGCAACUGAUAGCUUUCUUUUAUGGUCAGGAUGACCAAGGACUGCGCCGUCAAGCUUUCGACGAUAUUCUGUGGGUGGUACUCGGCUGGUUAGAGGCAAUAAAGAUGAUAGAUUAUCGCAAGGAGACCUUCGAAGAUUCCGAAUGGGCAGGGGCGGAAUGGCGGAAGCCUUUUGCGCAACGAGCGCUCGAGUUCUACCUUCUCGCUGAGGGAGGUUGGGAUACUGCGCUCUGCGCCGGCGGGAUGCUCUGGAGCCCUUACCUGGAUCCCUACAAGAACGCCAUAACGAACGAGUUGUAUAUAUCUGCUAGCAUCGGAAUGUACCUUUACAACGGCGAUCGGAAUGAGCGCUAUUUAUUCAAUGCGAUAAGAGGGCACGAAUGGUUAAGGAAUAGCAACAUGACAAACAAACAGGGGCUUUAUACCGACGGCUUCCAUAUCUCGAAUGUCAAAGGUGUGGGGGAGAAGAUAUGUGAUGUCAGGGACGAAAUGGUUUACACGUACAACCAGGGUGUGCUCCUAAGUGGGCUACGUGGGCUCGCAGAAGCAACAGGCGACGAAGGGUAUUUAUCAGAAGGAUUCGAACUGGUGGAUGCCGUAGUGACGAGCGAGAACCGUGUGGGGGAGAUUGUCCGUGACGGGAUUCUCACAGAAAAGUGCGACAUUGGAGGGUACUGUUCUCAGAAUGGCCACAUGUUUAAAGGCAUAUUCUUCCACCAUUUGACGCUUUUCUGCGAGCCUCUGCCUACCGUAUCAUCCAACAGCGCUCUCAGCGGAGCAGCAAGAUCCCGGCACCUUGAGCGUUGCACAGAUUUACACAAUUUCAUCCGCAAGAACGCUGCGGCAGCAUGGAGCACCCGUAACCUGAAGGGCGUUGUCGGAACCUGGUGGGGUGCACCGAAGCAUGUGUCCUCUUCCGACAAGUUCGAGACAAUUCUGGACCCCGGAGCCGUAGAUAUUCAGAACGGCGGCGGGAUCGGUCGCCCGCUAUCCAUUCCGAUGGACAACACACCAGGCGGAGACUUGAACGACAGGGGUCGCGGAAGAACCGUUGAGAGUCAUUCGGGUGGAUUAGCGGCUUUGAGAGCCGUCUUGCGAGUCGCUGAGAGGAGUUAAACCGUUAUAUACCACCCUACGGUAGUAGAAAUAUCCUGUUUUCUUCUUCUCCUUUUUAGAUUCCUUUCUAUAUUGCCUCCUACAGUAUAAUAUACCAAUGCCCUAGGAUUUUUAGGCUGUAUGUGUUGGGAUCUCCUUGUCGAUUUUUAGUUAGGCACGAAACGGUACUCGCCCGUAUAUCAGGGCCAUGGUGCGGUACCAUACAUGAAUAGAGGGGGGCUUAGCCCUAUUAUGCAUAGCGAGCGAGGAUACUUUCUAUCAAUUUGUUGGCCACCUCGAUGCCUUUCAA
Tuber melanosporum (Perigord truffle) is the source of this 1573-nucleotide messenger RNA. RefSeq lists its product as uncharacterized. Bases 1 to 1284 code for a protein of 427 amino acids. The record is from RefSeq and is a predicted model, not a curated record. The transcript is spliced from 3 exons. Gene Ontology annotation, biological process: carbohydrate metabolic process. NCBI's taxonomy places the organism in Eukaryota, Fungi, Ascomycota, Pezizomycetes, Pezizales, Tuberaceae.